Molecule: messenger RNA, 3355 nt
Organism: Eruca vesicaria subsp. sativa (arugula)
Lineage: Eukaryota; Viridiplantae; Streptophyta; Magnoliopsida; Brassicales; Brassicaceae
Source: the annotation of a GenBank genome assembly
CUUACACUUGUCCUAUACAUAGAUCUUCACGCUCAUCUCCCCCUCUCUGUGCAGUCUCGCGUCUAUGGCGGUCAAAAGUCUCCACUCCUUCGCUCUCCAUCUUCUCCUGCUGACGAUCGUGAUCGGCGUCGUGAACUCCGAGUACAUAGAGUACAACACAACACCGAGAAUCGUCCCCGAGAAAAUCAAUGUUCACUUGGUUCCUCACUCCCACGACGACGUUGGCUGGCUCAAGACCGUUGACCAGUACUACGUCGGCGCUAAUAACUCCAUUAGGGGAGCUUGUGUUGAGAAUGUAAUCGAAUCUGUCGUCGCUUCGUUGCUGGAUGAUCAAAAUAGAAAGUUCAUUAUGUUGAGAUGUUUGCUGAAGGAAUUAGAUAUGAGAUGGUGGAGGCAACAAAGCAAAGCCAAGAAGGUUAAGGUCAAGAAGCUUGUUGACUCUGGUCAACUUGAGUUCAUAAAUGGUGGAAUGUGUAUGCACGAUGAGGCGACUCCGCAUUAUAUUGACAUGAUUGAUCAGACAACACUAGGCCAUCAGUUUAUCAAGAGUGAGUUUGGUCAGGUUCCUAGAGUCGGUUGGCAAAUCGAUCCCUUUGGACAUUCUGCAGUGCAAGCUUACUUGCUUGGUGCUGAGUUAGGCUUUGAUUCGCUGUUUUUCGCUAGAAUUGAUUACCAAGAUCGUGCAAAGAGAUUGAGAGAGAAGACACUUGAGAUUAUUUGGCAAGGUUCCAAGUCCCUUGGCUCAUCUUCACAGAUAUUCACCGGUGUAUUCCCAAGACAUUAUGACCCUCCUGAUGGUUUCACAUUUGAAAUAAAUGAUGUGUCACCUCCUGUCCAGGAUGAUCCUCUUCUUUUUGACUACAAUGUUCAAGAGCGUGUCGACGACUUUGUGGCUGCAGCCCUUGCACAGGUUAAUGUGACCAGGACAAACCAUAUCAUGUGGUUAAUGGGAACUGACUUCCGUUACCAGUAUGCAUAUUCAUGGUACAGACAGAUGGACAAGUUUAUUCAUUAUGUUAACAAGGAUGGGCGUCUCAAUGUCCUGUAUUCGACACCAUCUAUCUACACCGAUGCAAAAUAUGCUGCAAACGAGUCGUGGCCCCUCAAGACUGAUGAUUUCUUCCCGUAUGCGGACAAACCUAAUGCAUACUGGACAGGGUACUUUACGAGCAGGCCAGCCUUUAAAAGAUAUGUGAGGGAUUUAAGCGGUUACUAUCUGGCAGCUCGACAAUUGGAAUUCUUGAGAGGUAGGAGCAGUUCAGGACCAACAACUGAUAUGUUAGCUGAUGCUUUGGCAAUUGCGCAACACCAUGAUGCAGUUAGUGGUACACAAAGACAGCAUGUGGCUGCAGAUUAUGCUCUUAGACUCUCAAUGGGUUACCUGCAGGCCGAGAAGUUGGUUGCCUCUUCCCUUUCCUUUUUAUCAGCAUCAAAAUCAAGUACUGAAGAGAAGAGUUCCGACACAAAAUUUCAGCAGUGUCCCUUGCUUAAUGUUAGUUACUGUCCGGUAUCUGAAGCUCGUUUGUCCAGCGGCAAAAGUCUGGUGGUUGUUGUUUACAAUUCUCUAGGAUGGAAACGGGAAGAAGUUGUCCGAGUUCCUGUAUCGUCUGAAAAUGUUAUCGUGAAAGAUGCAUCUGGGAAAGAAGUAGUAUCGCAGAUUCUACCUCUUUCAGACAUCACACUGAGAAUAAGAAAGGAGUAUGUCAAAGCAUAUCUUGGAAGAUCGCCAAAGGAUACUGCAAAACAUGUGCUUGCAUUUAUAGUUUCAGUACCACCUCUUGGGUACAGCUCGUAUGUCAUCUCAGACACUGGACGAACAGGGCGUGGACUAUCUGCGUCAUAUGUUACUUCUGGAAGCUUGAAUCAAGAUGGACAAGCUGGCCAAGGAAAUCUUAAGUUACUCUAUUCAAAAGAGGGUGUGAAAAUGACUCGUUAUUUAAGUACCCAAAAUCAGGUUACUGUAGAACAAACAUAUGCUUAUUACAUUGGAAGCAAUGGAACUGACAAGGAUCCACAGGCUUCUGGAGCUUAUGUUUUUCGACCAGAUGGUGUACGUCCAAUUAAAUCUGAAGGACAGGCUCAAUUGACUGUUGUUCGGGGACCUUUGUUUGAUGAAGUGCACCAAGAGUUUAACUCCUGGAUAUCUCAGAUUACCAGAGUGUACAAGGGAAAAGACCAUGCUGAAAUUGAGUUCACUGUUGGGCCUAUACCAGCUGAUGAUGGUAACAGCAAGGAGGUUAUCACUAAACUAACAACCACCAUGAAGACAAAUGAAACGUUUUACACAGACUCUAAUGGUCGGGACUUCAUCAAACGGAUUCGGGACUUCAGAACAGAUUGGGACUUGCAAGUGUACCAACCAGUUGCUGGGAACUAUUAUCCUAUAAAUCUCGGGAUAUACAUGCAAGAUAAAACUUCAGAGCUAUCGGUGUUGGUGGAUCGCGCUGUAGGCGGAUCCAGCUUAGAGGACGGCCAGAUCGAGUUGAUGCUUCAUCGGAGAAUGCUUCAUGACGACAUUAGAGGUGUUGGUGAGAUUCUUAAUGAGACAGUCUGUCUCCCUGACGGAUGCAAAGGCUUAACGAUACGAGGGAAGUUUUACGUACAGAUAGACAAACCUGGAGAUGGUGCAAGAUGGCGUCGAACAUUUGGUCAAGAGAUAUAUUCUCCACUUCUUCUAGCAUUCACGGAACAGGAAGGAGAUCAUUGGAUUAAUUCACAUAAGACAACAUUCUCAGCGUUUGAGCCGUCAUACUCAUUACCAAAUAACGUUGCAUUACUCACCCUCCAGGAGUUGGAAAAUGGGGAAGUUCUCUUACGGCUUGCUCACUUAUUCGAGGUUGGGGAGGAUAGUGAGUACUCAGUCAUGACAAAAGUAGAGCUAAAGAAACUAUUCAACAACAAGACGAUAAGCAAAGUGAAAGAGACAAGUCUCUCAGGGAACCAAGAGAAAGCGGAAAUGGAGAAGAGAAGGCUAGUGUGGAAAGUAGAAGGCUCAGCAGGGGAAGAAGUAAAGAGAGGAGAAGCUGUGGACGAGGAAGAGCUAGUUGUUGAGCUUGCUCCAAUGGAAAUCCGAACCUUUUUGAUCAGGUUUGAUGAUCACAUUGACAUGGUUGGUGAAGAGAGAGCAACAACAACAUAGAUUUUCAAGUAACACGGACGUUGUGACCUUUUAAAAAUGUCUUCACUGAACUCUUUUAAAAUGUCCAAAUGUGUGAAUUAAUAAAAAUUGCAUCCUCUCAUUUACUAUUUCAUUAGUUUAUAUCUGUGUUUGUGUUGAGUUAAAAGUUGCCAUUGAGUAGCUAAAAAUGGCAUAAACCAAUAUUGAUGUGAUCUGGUUCGUGUUUGACACACUUCG